Messenger RNA from Polyodon spathula (Mississippi paddlefish), 4941 nucleotides. RefSeq names its product mesoderm induction early response protein 3-like. Gene Ontology annotation, cellular component: nucleoplasm. Gene Ontology annotation, molecular function: transcription corepressor activity; histone deacetylase binding. The transcript is spliced from 13 exons. The coding region runs from base 34 to 1674 and encodes 546 amino acids. The record is from RefSeq and is a predicted model, not a curated record. Gene Ontology annotation, biological process: negative regulation of transcription by RNA polymerase II. Lineage: Eukaryota; Metazoa; Chordata; Actinopteri; Acipenseriformes; Polyodontidae.
CGCUGAAGCACUUUAUUAGCCAAAGGUACCAAUAUGGCGGAGGCUUCCUUUGGAAGUUCAAGCCCAGUCGGCUCGUUGUCCUCUGAGGAUCACGAUUUUGAUCCAACAGCAGAAAUGUUAGUGCAUGAGUAUGAUGAUGAGCGAACUCUUGAGGAAGAGGAACUGAUGGAGGGAGAGAGAAACUUCAGUGCAGAAAUCGAAGAUCUACAAAAGGAGGGUACCAUGCCGAUAGAGGAGCUGCUGGCCAUUUAUCGAUAUGAAGCGUCUGUCAGUACUGUUGCAGGCUCAAAUGUGGGUAGCUCUCCAGGGGAACUGACAGAUGAGUUACCUGAUAUGACUUUAGACAAGGAGGAAAUAGCUAAAGACCUUUUAUCUGGUGAUGAUGAAGAAACACAGUCCUCGGCUGAUGAUUUGACCCCAUCAGUUACUUCACAUGAGACAACAGAUUUCUUUCCUCGGACUCUAAGAUCAAACGCUAUAUAUGAUUGUGAUAGAGAGUCAGAGGGGGAAGAUGAUGGUGUAAAUCCCUCUGAAGACUCAAGAAAGGAAAUAAUGGUAGGCUCUCAGUACCAAGCAGAAAUUCCUUCCCAUCUGUGCAAGUAUACUGAUGAUGAAAAGGUAUAUGAAGACGAUGAUCAACUCCUUUGGAGCCCAACUGUCCUGCCUGAGAGUGAGGUUAAAGACUUCCUGCAUGAGGCAUCACUGCGGGUAGUAGAUGGAAAGACACAGGGAACAGCAGAAGGAGCUCAAGUUAGAGACAAUGAGCAAGCACUGUACAAACUAUUGAAGUGUAACUAUAAUAUCCAUGAAGCACUUGAAAGGUACCGCAAGGAUGGAAAGUCUUUGAAAGAUGAAAUGCUCCCAUGGACAGAAGAAGAAUGCAGAAAUUUUGAACACGCACUUCAGCUGUACGACAAGAAUUUUUACCUUGUACAAAAACAUAAGGUUACAACAAGAACUGUUGCUGAAUGUGUAGCCUUUUAUUAUGUGUGGAAAAAGUCAGAGCGUUUUGAUUACUUUGUCCAGCAAAAUAGAUUUGGAAAGAAAAAAUACAGCAGCUACCCUGGUGUGACGGACUUAAUGGAUCGGCUUGUUGAUGAAGCUGAAGGGUUAGGAGUCGAUGGUUCCCCUUCAGUAUGUUCAAGCAGUGGCAGAAUGGAGCCCAUUCCUGACCAACAGCUCAGUAUACUGAACUCAAUCACUGCUAGUGAUUUGACGGCACUGACCAAUACUGUGGCCACAGUCUGCAACUCGACAGAUGUAAACUGUUUGGAAUCCUAUACUUUCUCCCCACUGGACAGCUUGCACAGAGCACCACUGAACCAUGUGCCUGUUGUAAAUGAAGAGCCCCUAAACUUUACUACUAAUGGCGAUACUGACUGUCUGAAUUUAUUAGAUGCUGGAUUCUACCACUCUGAUUUGAACCAGAUCAGUAUGUGCAGCGAGGACUGCGAAAGGCCUGCAAAGAGAUUAAAAAUCGGUCUUUCCGAACCAUUUAUCAAUGACGUUUCUGUAAAUAAUCUUGGUGUGGACUUUGAGAACCACACACAUCACAUCACAAGUGCCAAGAUGGCUGUGUCGGUGGCGGACUUUGGUAGCUUGUCCUCCAACGAGUCUAAUGGAUUCAUGAACUCGCACACACUACAUCAACACGCAGCUCUCCAAUCUGAGUGACUGACAGUGAAAAAACAUUGAUUCAUUACCAUUGAGCUUUAUGGCUUAAACCAUCAAGUGUGUAAAUAUACUCAUUCACUGGAAGUUUUAAUUCUUUUUUUUUUUUUUACUACGACAUCAGUGAUGUCUUUUAUCAUAUAGACCUAAAUCUUGAUUUCUCAAGAGUUAAAAUAGCCAUUUAUUUGUCAGUCCUAAAUGUGGAAGUGUCAUAAGUUGAUGUUCAUAGAAGCUUGGACCUUAAUGUUGUGGUGUAAGUGUGAGUUCUGCAGGCUUUUUUUUUUUUUUUUUUUUUUUUUCUUCGUUCUUCUCUGAGCUGAACUUAUGACCACAUCUCUAAACCAAUGACAAGGUUCUUGAGCCACAUGGAAUGGCUGCCAUAAUAUUUUUUGUUUUGAAAUGGGUACUUUUGGAAUAUCAGUGUUUACAGGUACCAAGACUAGACCCUGGCUAAUGUAGCAUUUUGUAAGGGUCCAAGCUUUUAUAUUAUAUGCACAGAUUAGUGCAAACACUUUCUUAAAUGGAGCCUUCUGUAUAUCAGAAGGGGAGCACUUCAGUUUACAAAACCGUAAGAAUUAUUUUGUGGAAGCAGGCACAGGGACUGCAGCUGAAAAGCGGGGAAAGCAUCAGUUUUCGAGCAGGCAAAUUGGUGUGACUGCCCUACGAUGAAAGUUGGACUCCACUGCCAGAUCUCUCUCUCUCUCUCUCUCUCUCUCUCUCUCUGUAUUUAACCUUGUAAAAUUGGCUAGAAAUUUAACAUUUCAGUUUUAUUUUAUACAAAAUAUUUUUUCCAAGCCAAUGAAAGUUUGUGAUUUAUGAUAUAUAAAGUUACACAUUUCUUGGUGUAUCCUAAAAUAAGUUCAUAUACUAUAGUUAAAGUACUGUUUUUAAUUUUGAUAUUAAACAUACUUUUGUGUCAUUGUUUUAAAAGUAGUGAUGUGAAAAACUGCAGUUCAUAAUGUUUAGAGUUGGGAAUUAUCUGUAUUUCAGUUGUAUAGUUCUAUAGUUUUCAGUAUCACAUGGCAACAAAUAGGGUUCAUUUACUCAGCAACCGUGUGAUAAUACGUUUUCAUCAUGUCUUGUAUUUCAAUCAUGACAAUCUGAGUCUUGAAACUGAAAACGGACUUUAGUGGAUAAAGGGUGGGUAUUUAUUAAAAAAUAACAUUAUGAACUGCACUCAUCACUCAUUGCUGCUUUAGUCUUUGUAUGUUUCAAUGCUUUUCUAGUAAUUGUACAGUGAAUUUAAAAUAGGCACAUUGAACUUUUCUUAAUUUUGAGAAGUAUAAGAAUCUAUUUUGACUGACUUGAGUACUAUUUAUGUAAGUUAAGUGCAUGUACAUCUUUAGUAGGCUUGUCAUGGUGAAUAGUAAAUAAAAUCUAUAUAAUAUAGUUCAAAUGUUUUAUUGUGCAAAAGGAUGUAAACACAUAAGGACACAACACUUAACGGGUAGUCUUGGCUUGUGCCAGUAUUAUGUAAUUUCCCACAUUGUCAGCUCCUUGUUGCAGUGUUUUUUGCAAGUCUUUGCAAUGUGUUGGAUCCCUAUUUUCAAACUCUGUCAUCUGAAUCUAGCUGCAUAUGGAGAAUAUGGUGUACACAUUAAUUAUGUAUUUUGAGUUUAUUAGCUGGUCAUCUCACAUGCUCAUGACAAAUGCCUUUGCUCAAAGCUUGCCAGAUCAACCCAUUGCCAGUUGUUAAUGUAGUACUGGUGUUUACUUGAUUUAUCUAUGCAUUUGAAGAGAUCUAAAAUAUGGUAGGACAUUUUUUCAGGGCAACUGAAUUUUGAAUGUCAAUUCACAAAAAAUGUGGUUACUUAAAAUGGCAGUCUCAUGAUGCAAAGAAUUGAAGGUUACUGAAUUACUAAUUGUUGGGUAGUCUUAAAGUCAAACUUGUUUGACCACUUGUGAAUUUGUGUUGACAAAGAUUUUAAUUUGUUAUAAGGCAAUAAUUUGUAAAUAUGUAUAGACUUUACCUUUUUAGAUUAAACUUGUUUUGAAAUUUUGUUUUCUGUCAUCUGCAGCAGUGAAGGGCAGCAUGUCCAUGCAUGCUAGCUGCAAAUUCACAAAGUGUACCACUAAAAAGGCUUUACGUUUGUACCUAGCUAUUUAAUGUUGCUUUAAAGUUUAUAUAUUUGUUCCUGUAAAAUAACUUCUUUUGAUACAGAUUGUACUAUUUGGUAAACAAUUUUGAGGAUUAAUCAUCAGAGAUUCAUAUCCGUGGUAAAUGCAGAUAAUAAACCACAUCAACUCUACAGACCUAAAAAUUGUUUGAGGUGAAAUCAUUCUCAUUUCUGAAAAGAAAUUUGCUGUUCAGAACAUUUCCAUCACAAAACAAAAGUGGGGUGGAAUCAUAUGUUUGUAUUUUGCAAGUGGUUAUAGGAACACACAAUAUUGUUUCUGGAUCUGAAGAUUAAUGUUGCGUAUGAAGUGAUUUUAUCGUGAGCUUUUUAAAAAGGUUAAAGACAUAAGGAGUCCUAUGGAAGUUUGAACACUAAAAGGAAACAAGUGCUUUGAAAUGGAUUAAUGUAGGAUUUAAGUGCAGGUCUCGAUUGUCUGAUUCUUAACUUUAAGACCUAUCAAACUGUGUGCUUUGUUAAUAGCUUUCUUACCUGUCAAACAGUUUGUUUUAAUGUUUUGUACAAUACAAAUAAUAUCCCUUUACAUAUAAAAAGCAGGUAAUUUCUUACCUAGAAAGCUUUUAAGUAUUUGUAUAAAGUUCUUGACAAUUGGAUGACUGGUAAAAAGAGUACCUGGUGCUGUGGAUAUAGCAAUAUAUCCCCCCCCCCCCCAUUUCUUUUUUUCAUCAUAACAAGCCUUUUCAUAUUUGCAUACAUAUUUAUUUCUCCCUCAUAUUAAACUUACUUGAAGGAUGUACAUUACUGUGAUACUGGUUGGAAAAUACUAAAGUGUGUACAAUUGGGUCACUCAAUUCUUUCCUCUUGUCCAUGCUGAGCUUCAGCAAAACCAAGUGAUAUUUGCUUUAUCCAAAGUUGAUAUGAAACAGCCCUAGGUAUCAUUAGAAUGUAAACUAAUGGAAAUGUACUUGUAGGGAAGUAUGUAUAUUUGAAAGCCCUCCCCCUGAAACAUAUAAAAUAAAAUGAGAUAUUUUAAAGAAAUAGUAAGUAUAGUUUGUUUUGUUAGCGGAAUAUUGAUUUGUACUUUUCUGAGAUAUUUUUUUUACUUUUACUUUUAAUAAAUAGAGCAAAGAGGAGAAAAAAGCAUUAACAGUAUUGCUGAGUUGAAUUAUUAUUAGUCACUGUUCUGGUAUAAAAA